AUGAGCGAUCGAUCGCCUAGCUCUGAGCCCAAAAGACGCCGAACCCUCAGCAUCAUUGAGGAAGCCCGUGUGGAGCCCAGUGGUAGUUCCAGCGACCCGCGGCCCACCGCCGAUCGGGUGCCGAUGCUUUUCGAAACAGAUGCACGGAAUCAUGACUUACUUGGAGCGUCUCUCACGAGCUCCGAGCGCACGUCUGAGACGGCAUCUGCAAGCGACCCAGUGGCAACGUCCCGUGAACACUCCCCGGCAACCCGUGCAUCGUCUGUUCCUGCCCCCAUGGAGAUAGAUUCUGAAGAAGAAGCUUUCCACGACGAAAUCAUGUCUGAUACAACAGAUGAGUCGGAUGACGACUACAUGUACGGAGACGAAGUCAAAUCAAAUGAAUCCGAGCCCGACCCCUUCGAUUUGGCCAAAGAGCAGACGUCGGUGACCCCGUCCGGAGUGGACGCCUGGGUCAAGUCCGUGGCGAGCGACACCACCGGCAGCAACACGCCUGCAGGAAAUAGCAGUGGAAAUUUCCAGUGCGCGGGGCUCUCGAGCGGCUCCGGUGCUGGCGGAGCCGACAACGGAAAACGGCGCCAUGGGAACACAUUUAUGCCCACCAUGUGCAUGAGCGCUGCCCGCGGUGUUUUGAAACUUUCAAAUUCGCAGAGGAGUUAG
Molecule: messenger RNA, 660 nt
Organism: Verticillium nonalfalfae
Lineage: Eukaryota; Fungi; Ascomycota; Sordariomycetes; Glomerellales; Plectosphaerellaceae
Exons: 2
Coding region: 1-660 (219 amino acids)
Source: RefSeq, a predicted model, not a curated record